AAUAAGCCAUAGGUGGUGUGUGUACGCAGUGUGAAGGUGAGUGUAUGUUUUAACAAAGACAUGAUUGUGUGUGACACACUCGCUGCUCAAGGCCCCGACUGUCCAAAAAACUGUCCAUCACCUCAGCAUAAACUAGAGAUUAAGUCCAGUGCAGUGUUUCUAUGUAUUACUGUUCAGUCAGCUGGCUCUUCACAUCCAAAUAUGUUUUAAUCAGCCAAAAAAAAAGUAGAAUUACGUAAUUUGUAGUUUUAUAACAAGUGCUUGAAGGAGGUGGCGCAGUCUACACAACAGGAGGUGGCAGAGCUGAAGAUGCCGGAGUGACCAGGACGGACGGGUUCAAUGGUUUUGGAGGUAAAUGUCAGAAGAGUCGAGGUUAAGAUGGUUUGGUUCACGUGCAGAGGUUGAGGAGAUGGAGCUGCGACCACAGAGAAGGUUCAUGGGUGUUGUGAAGGACGACAUGUGGACAGUUGGUGUUACAGAAGAGGACAAGAUGGAGGCCGAUGAUCCGAGAAACUGAAAGAAAGAAGUUGAACACCAGUUCAAGUUGCAGGAUGACCAUAAUCCUACUCUGCAGUCCACAGCGACUUUUACGUCUUCUUCCUGAAAGCAGUCGUGUGGAAGACGGUCAUUAAGUCUGUUGCAGCUGCUCUGCAGGGAAUCAUCAGUGUCAUCAUCUGCCGCACGCCGAGAAGGAAAUAGAUCAUAAAAGUGGACACCAGCGUGAUGGCCGUGUGGGAACUUCAGUUUGCAGAACGCCAACACGACGAACAACUCCGCUCGAAGAGGACCGAAGAGGACUGGGCUGAUCCCCCUGAUCAGAAGGACUCACACUCCUUUCACAACACCGGUGACGCUGUGUCUGGACUCUGCUGCUCAUUGAUUGGACAGACGUCUGAUGAUGGAGGAUAUUGACCGUGGAAGUGUUUGAGUGUGUGCACGCAGAGACGUUGUCUGCAGAGGAACCACAGAGCUGCUGCUUCACAAUGACUCUUCAUUGAUGAGCCGCUCCACUGACGUCUGCUCUGGUUCCUGUCUCUCACACACACACACACACACACACACGCUGGUGGCCAACGCCGUGCUGUUCACCAGUGUCAACUUGUCGGGGGUGUUUGUGAGGAUUAUUACUGAGCGCGCCCAGAGGAAAGUCUUCCUGCAAGCCCGCAACUGCAUCGAGGAGAGGCUGAGGCUCGAAGACGAGAAUGAGAAACAGGAGCGUCUGCUAAUGAGUCUACUGCCGAGGAAUGUUGCCAUGGAGAUGAAGGAGGACUUUCUGAAGCCUCCUGAGAGGAUCUUUCACAAGAUCUACAUCCAGCGUCAUGACAAUGUCAGCAUCCUGUUUGCAGACAUCGUGGGCUUCACCAGCCUGGCCUCUCAGUGCACAGCUCAGGAACUGGUCAAACUGCUCAACGAACUCUUUGGAAAGUUUGACGAACUGGCAACAGAGAAUCACUGCAGGAGAAUCAAGAUCUUGGGCGACUGUUACUACUGUGUGUCAGGACUGACUCAACCUAAGGCUGACCACGCCCACUGCUGCGUGGAGAUGGGACUGGACAUGAUUGACACCAUUGCGUCGGUGGUGGAGGCGACAGAGGUGGAUCUGAACAUGCGCGUGGGCCUGCACACAGGACGUGUGCUGUGUGGCGUGCUGGGCCUCAGGAAGUGGCAGUAUGACGUGUGGUCAAACGAUGUCACACUCGCAAAUGUGAUGGAGGCCGGAGGGCUGCCUGGUAAGGUGCACAUCACACGGACGACACUGGAGUGUUUGAACGGAGACUACGAGGUGGAGCCGGGCUUCGGGCACGAGAGACACGCCUUCCUGCAGAAGCAUCACAUCGAGACCUUCUUCAUCGUGCCGUCGCACAGACGCAAAAUUUUCCCCGGUCUGAUCCUGUCAGACAUCAAACCAGCGAAGAGGAUGAAGUUUAAGACGGUGUGUUACCUGCUGGUGCAGCUCAUGCACUGCAGGAAGAUGUUCAAGGCCGAGAUCCCCUUCUCCAACGUCAUGACCUGUGAGGACGACGACAAGCGGCGGGCCCUGCGGACCGCGUCGGAGAAGCUGAGGAAUCGGACGUCUUUCUCAGCCGCCGCCGUGCAGCAUUCCCCGGGAACGCGAGUCAACCGCUUCAUCGGGCGGCUCAUCGAAGCACGACAGACCGAGUCGGGAACAUCGGACCUCAACUACAUCACCCUGUUCUACAGGAGCAGAGACAAGGAGCGCAGGUAUCACCAGGUGUUCGACGACUAUUUCAUCAGUGCUGUCAUUCUGUCUCUGAUCCUCGCUGCUCUGUUUGGUCUCAUCUACCUGCUAAUGAUCCCGCAUAGGGGGAUGCUGGUGCUGCUGCUGCUGGUGCUGUGCGUGUGUUUCCACGUGUCCUGUGUCAUGUACCUGCAUCUCACCAGUGUUCAGUGCCAGCCGGGCUGCCUCACCAUCCAGAUCCGAACAGUUCUGUGUGUGUUCCUCGUCCUGCUCACCUACUCUGUCACUCAGGCCUGUGUGGUGGGAUGCGUCCCUUGGGGAAAAGUGGGGACAAACUUUAACUGCUCAGCAGAGGACGACGACGACGUCUUCGUGGACACUAACAACGUCACGAUGGUGGACAGAGCUUGUCCCAACAUGGCGUACGCGCUGCUGUCCUGUGUGGCCGGCACACUCACCAUCGUCCCCUACCUCAGAGUGUCCUCGCUUCCCAAGAUCCUGCUGCUCCUCCUCCUCUCUGUCACCUACACCGUUGUCAUGGAGUCCAGCGGCUAUCGCCAGGCUGUGGGUGGUGGGUUCCUCCACGUGCGAGGUUAUGACCCUGUGUUGGCCGUCUUGUUAUUUUCUGGAGCUUUGGCGCUUCAUUCCAGACAACUGGACCUGAAACUGAGGCUGGAUUAUCUCUGGGCAACUCAGGCCGAGGAGGAGAGAGACGACAUGGAGAAGGUGAAGUUGGACAACAAGAGGAUCCUGUUCAACCUGCUGCCGGCUCAUGUGGCUCAGCACUUCCUCAUGUCCAACCCCAGGAACAUGGACCUGUAUUACCAGUCCUACACUCAGGUGGGAGUUCUGUUCGCCUCCAUCGCAAACUUCAACGACUUCUACAUCGAGCUGGACGGAAACAACAUGGGCGUGGAGUGUCUGCGGCUCCUCAACGAGAUCAUCGCAGACUUUGACGAGCUGAUGGACAAAGAGUGUUACAGGGACAUCGAGAAGAUCAAGACGAUCGGCAGCACGUACAUGGCUGCAGUAGGGCUGGUUCCUACGACUGCCUCCAAGGCAAAGAAGUCCAUCACCACACAUUUAUGCACCGUGUCCGAUUUCGCCAUCGACAUGUUUGACAUCCUGGACGCCAUCAACUACCAGUCUUAUAACGACUUCGUCCUCAGAGUAGGUAUCAACGUGGGCCCCGUGGUCGCAGGAGUGAUCGGAGCCAGGAGGCCUCAGUACGACAUCUGGGGAAACACGGUGAACGUCGCCAGCAGGAUGGACAGCACAGGAGUGCCAGGAAAGAUACAGGUGACAGAAGACGUUUAUCGUCUCAUCGCAGACUACUAUGACUUUGUCUGCCGCGGGCAGGUCAGCGUGAAGGGCAAAGGUCAGAUGCUCACAUACUUCCUGCAGGGACGCAGACAGGGGGGCGGAUGGCUGUCUCACGCCCAGCAGCGGCCGAGCAACGGUGAGCGGCGUGCGAGCGCGUUUGGCCACGGCAGCGUGUGCACCAAGCUGAGCCCCGCCCCCACCGUCGCCGCGUACUCCACCGUCAGGACGCCGAGUCAGUCCAAACCCACGGCCUCCACCAGCACCAGCACCAGGUACCUGCCCUCUGUCCCGACGGCAAUCAUGUGACGGACGCUGUCUCCAUGGUAACCGUGGAAAACAAGGAAAAAAAACGACAGUGGCGGCGGAGACCAUGUUCAGACUCUGCUCGUCCAAUCAAAGGCCUGAACUCGUGUCUGGACCACGUUUAGGUCUGACGACAGGAGGUCCCCCCCACACACACACACACACACACACACACACACACACACACACACACACUCCAGCACUGUUUGUGGCUUUGCAGCGUGGGCAGUCAUGAACAGGAUACAGGAUGCUCUUUAGCCACGUUGCUCUGUAAUCAAAGGCCAAGGAAGUCUUCAGGAUUUCACUGUCCCCCCA
Solea senegalensis (Senegalese sole) is the source of this 4141-nucleotide messenger RNA. RefSeq names its product adenylate cyclase 1a (gene adcy1a). Gene Ontology annotation, cellular component: plasma membrane. Gene Ontology annotation, molecular function: adenylate cyclase activity. Gene Ontology annotation, biological process: adenylate cyclase-activating G protein-coupled receptor signaling pathway; intracellular signal transduction; cAMP biosynthetic process. Bases 998 to 3829 code for a protein of 943 amino acids. Lineage: Eukaryota; Metazoa; Chordata; Actinopteri; Pleuronectiformes; Soleidae. The record is from RefSeq and is a predicted model, not a curated record. The transcript has 23 exons.